Rubroshorea leprosula is the source of this 2253-nucleotide messenger RNA. Lineage: Eukaryota; Viridiplantae; Streptophyta; Magnoliopsida; Malvales; Dipterocarpaceae. The record is from the annotation of a GenBank genome assembly.
AUAGGGACGACUGGGAGGAUUCAGUCGAAUGAACGAUGGAAAUUCUAGUUUGAGAUCGCAACUGAUAUGGCGAAAAGGAUGAAGGCUGGUAGCGUUAGGGAUGGUAUCAAUGAAUUGCCUGAUGAGAUUCUUCUGCAUAUUAUCUCUUUCCUUCCCAUGAAAGAUGCAGUUCGAACCUCUGUUUUGUCGACACGGUGGAGGUAUCUUUAUGCUUCAAUUCCUAAUCUUGACUUCGAUAUCCGAACACCUUCGAUGAUGAAUCAUAUGGGUUUCAUGGAUUUUGUCGAUAGACUCCUGAUUUUGCAUGGGAAAUCGCCUGUCGGUAGAUUUAGUCUCGGAUGCCCACGUUCGACAGCCCUUGACCCUUUGCGCGUUCUAAGCUGGAUACGUGCUGUAACCAGGGCUGGUAUUCAACAGAUACACCUUCACGUUAAGGGGUUGAGGAGGUUGGAUGGCAUCGGGUUGCCGACUAGUUUAUUUACUUGUACCACAUUGGUGUCUCUGAAAUUGAAUUUUCACUCUAAGACUGGUAUACUAAUCCCUGCCAAAGUCUAUCUCCCAAGUCUCAAGAUUCUCCAGCUUGAAAAUUCUGUUGACUUCUCCAAUGAUGAGUCUGCUGAAAGGCUGAUUUCUAACUGCCCUGUUCUCGAGGAUUUGUUUUUUAGAAGUUAUUUUCGAGGGGAUGGUAUCUGCAAAUUAAGUGUCUCUAAUUCUACACUCAAGAGACUGACAAUAAAAUCCGUAGCCUAUUUCCUCCAGUAUAGCAGUCUUGAGAUUGUGAUUGAUGCCCCGAAUCUUGUCUACUUUAGAUACAGUGGCUGUGAGGCAAACUCUCAUGUAUUUGUGAAUGUGCAGUCUCUUGCUGGGGCUUAUAUAUAUUUUCAGAGAUAUUUUGAUGAUUCGAGUUAUCUUCACUCUGCCACUGAUCUGCUGACAGGGAUAAGCAACAUUCGGACACUGUGUUUAUCUUGUAGUACUCUAUUUCAUUUUAAAGACACUGAUGUUCCAAUCCCUUUGUUCCGUAAUUUGACCAGUUUGAGAAUUUCCUAUUGCUUACCUUUGGGGAUGCAAGGACUACCAAAUCUUCUUGCACGAUGUGAUUUUCUAGAAAUUCUUGUUUUGGAGUUGUAUACAGAUCAUCAACCGGUUAUAGAUGAACUGCCUUUUUGGGAUCCUGAUCCCUGGUAUGAGCUCAAGGAAUCUGAACCCAGUUGUUUAUUGUUUGGUCUCAAGACAAUUGAAGUUGUAUCAUUUGUUGGGGAUGAAGAUCAAAUGAAAAUGGUUGGGUAUUUUCUGGAAAGUGCUACAGUUCUAGAGAACAUGAAAAUUCAAAUUCAGGCAAACUUGGGAGAACAAUUUAUGAUAACAGAAGAGUUAUUGAUGCUACCAAAAGUCUCAGAGAAAUGCAGAGUUAUUAUUAUCUAGGUAUCUCCAUCUUUCUCAUAUGUCUAAUUACCGAGGUUGUUUCAGUUUAUUUCAAUUUUUAUUAUCAUGAGGGCAAUAUCCUUGUCAAAUUCUAAUUUCUGUUUGUCCCACAAAAUACAAAUUUUAUGAUUUUCUGGCCAGACACCUAGCAUUAGUCCCUUCUCAAUCCUUUUUGCCGAGAUACUUGCACUAUGGGCUGCUGUUGGUAGGGCAGCUAGUUGGCACAUGGAGAAGGUUAUUUUGGAGCCUGACAACAAGGAAUUGGAUGUACCGUGGGAAAUUCAUCCCCUGAUACAUUGACUUUUGGUCGUUUUGUUGUGUUUUUGUUUCAUGUUGCUUUUUCUAUGUUUCUUUCUUGGGGAGGUGUCAAUCUGGCUGCUGACUGGGUAGCAAAAAAUGUCUUACAGGAUAAAUUUCUUUCUACUGCCUUGAAGAAGGCUACAUUUUGUAAAGAUGUUGAAUCAGCAAAUGGAUUUCAAUUUCUGUUAAAAAGAAAAGUCUAACUAGCUAGAUUUUUUUUUUUUUUUUCUGAAAUAUGGAAUUUAUAUUGUAUAUUAUAAGGAGAAUUUACAUUAAGUAUUCAUGCUAUCUACAUGAAGCAAAAAGGAAAGUAAGUUAGGCGGUCUGUGUGCCCAGUACCAUGGGCAUUUGCCCUUCAGUGAUGAUUUGGCCACCCAAUCUGCUACUCUAUUUCCUUCUCGUGGCACAUAAUUGAAGAGAAAGUCAGGAUGACAGGAGCAUCCUUGUCUGAUGUUUAUAAUAACAGUUUUAACUUCCCAUGGAAGAAGUUUUUCAUGCUGUUGUAUAUAAGAAAUUAGUGCCUGGUUA